Molecule: messenger RNA, 1980 nt
Organism: Volvox carteri f. nagariensis
Lineage: Eukaryota; Viridiplantae; Chlorophyta; Chlorophyceae; Chlamydomonadales; Volvocaceae
Exons: 8
Coding region: 193-1437 (414 amino acids)
Molecular function (GO): protein binding
Source: RefSeq, a predicted model, not a curated record
CAAUGUGCGCUUUCAUACAAGCUUUCAGACUUAUCGCUUCCUGCUUUGCUUUGGCUGGUAAAUUUAUCACAGUCCGCACGCCAAACAAGGCAAAAUUCGUGUUUCGCAACUGCAUAUCGUUAUAUAUUUAGCGAUUCUAGCAAUUCUUCUCUCGAUUAUCGAACAAACACUGCACAGGGAUUGUGCCGCAAAAUGACUGUCUCGGUGCCGGCCCAAGCCCCAAUCGUGCACUACAUAUACAUUCCAGCGGACGUCAAUGAAAACAUACAAGAGCUGGAACUCAACGUUCCCCCGGGCCGAGAGGUGGAAUGCCUGCUUGACACUCUCAAAGAACAUUUCAAGCGCACGGGGGGAAAGAAGACCGCCGCCCAGCAGCAGGCGCAUCGGCAGCACCUCGUUGAUCAGGUCGGGACAGAGGCGGCUGCCAAGCUGAGCGACGAAAUGUUGGCAGCAGCACUGGACAUGCAGAUUGUGGAGACAGUGGCCCUACAGAUCAAUAACCCGGAGAGUGGAUACGUGGGAGUCAACUUGUACUGCGACGACCAGGCCGUAUUUAAGGAGCUGCCGUACAACUCACGAGCCUCCCAGAUUGCUGACUGCUGCGGGAGACCCACUCAGGUCCGCGGUGACGCCUUCCUGGGCCGGUUGUUCGACAACGACGACUCCUUUGUUCGUCUGUCCCUCCGUCUGUCCGAGGUCAGCUCCUCGGCAGCCUGGGUGCGGGCGGCGGGGGCGCAGGCGGCCAGCAGGAUGCGGCGGGGGGACAGGGCCGCGGACUUCCUGGCGGCCAUGAAACAACAGCAACAACAGAGACAGCAGCAGUCAAAGCCCCCAACCGCUACGGUUCGAGAGCUUACCCCAGCUGAGGUAGAGAAGGACGCGGGCAAUGCGGCGGUGAAGGCGGGGGACUGGGCGGAGGCUGUAGCCAGAUACACGGCCGCACUGGAUCUGGAUCCGGGGCUGGUGGCUGCAGCCAACAACCGGUCGCUGGCGUUACUGCGGUUGGGCCGGUGUGAGGAGGCGGAGGCGGACUGCUGCAAGGUGUUGGAGGUGGAGCCCAAUAACGUGAAGGCGCUGUUGCGGAGGGCGACAGCUAGGUCGGCGGCGGGGCGCCCGACGGAGGCGGUUGGAGACCUGCAGGCGGUGUUGGCUCUGGAGCCCCACAACAAGGAGGCGGCGAAGGAGCUGGCGAAACUGGCGCCGCCGCCACCGCCUCCGCCUCCGCCGGCAUCGGCAGCGGAGGAGGAGGAGGGCACGGCGACGGCGGCAGCAGGUGCGGAUGAGGCGAUGGACGGCUCGUCCGCACCACAGGAGACAACGGCUGUGGAUGCGUACGACCAUGGCGUUACCUCGGGAGCGAUAGCUGCUGCUCCAACAAGUGCGGGGGCUGCUGCCGCUGCCGGAGGGGUGGCGGCACCGGCUUCCGAAUCAGCAUAGCAGGAGCAGCAUCGGGAGGGAGGGAGGAAGUACGGCACCAGGAAGAUGAUGUAAUAUAUCACCUGGUCGAGGAUGUCUACCGUACAGUACUAGGUCGUACAUACCCUGCCUAGCAGUUCCUGAAUGUCAAAGGGGGAGGGGGUACUGCCGCCUGCUGCAGGGAGCGUCAUCUCGCUGCCAUCAAGCUUGUUCCUAGAUAGCCAGGUGGUCAGAUGGCUAGAUGUAUGUUGUCCCCGUGAAGAGGCGUAGUUUGACGGGGCUGCAGUCGGGGGAAGAAAAGAGAGUACCAGCAUACCGGGGCACAUACAUACAUACAUAUACAGUUGUGUGGUGACCUCUCAUCUAUUUUCGUAUGACGCAAUGUGUGUCCGCCUGUGUAUGUAUGUAAUGUAUGUAUGUAUGUGGGGUUUGUGUUUUGGGGUGGGGGCGGGCCACCGCGAUAUAGGGGGAGGGGAAGAAGGGGCAGAGAGACGGGGAAGGAGGUGGCUCAGCGCGGGCGGGGGUUCGGAGGGUGCAGGUGGUGGCGGCCUUGGCCGUGUCGGU